This is a messenger RNA of Zingiber officinale, 1406 nucleotides long. Its product is annotated as WUSCHEL-related homeobox 8-like. The record is from RefSeq and is a predicted model, not a curated record. The transcript has 3 exons. Gene Ontology annotation, molecular function: DNA binding; DNA-binding transcription factor activity. Bases 328 to 1143 code for a protein of 271 amino acids. Lineage: Eukaryota; Viridiplantae; Streptophyta; Magnoliopsida; Zingiberales; Zingiberaceae.
GGGACUUCGACCGCGAGCCCUCUUUUUCCCCGAUUUGGCCUUUUCUGUCUCUUGCACUUCCCUUUCUUGUCCAUCGGCGAUUAAGGAAAGCGCACCGCGGAGUUCUUUCCUUGUUCUGCUGUGCUGAUUCCAUCCAUCGGACCCAAGUAGUUGCCGAUCUUGCCGGCAUAUGUAAAGAAGGCGCCGCCGCUGGGGACCGAGACCGGAAAGGUGGGUUCUGGGCGAUCGAGGCGGCGGAUGAGACCGGAGGUGGCGAGAGAUUGGCUGAAGAAAAAAAAAACAAAGGGGAUUUUGAAAGAGGCGGUGCGGGGAACAGAGUGGUGAGAGAUGGGUUCUUAUUCUUCUUCCGGCGGCGGUGAGAGGAAUGGUGGCGCAAGGGAGGGGAGAGGAGGGGAAUCGAUGGGAGAGGGCGUUCUCUACCUGAAGGUGAUGACGGACGAGCAGAUGGAGAUCCUCCGUCGCCAGAUCGCCGCCUAUGCUACCAUUUGCGAGCAGCUCGUCGAGAUGCACAAGGCCGUCACCGCCCGUCGCGAUUCACUUGCUGGAAUGCGGCUAGGAGCCUUCUACGACGGUCCCCUGAUAUCAUCCAGCGGCCAAACUAUCGCUGCUAGACAGCGCUGGACUCCGACAGCUUUGCAGCUACAGAUUCUUGAGACUAUGUUCCACCAUGGCAAGGGGCCGCCGAGAAGCAAACAGAAGAUCAAACAAAUAACAAAGGAGCUAUCUCGACAUGGACAGAUCUCAGAAUCAAAUGUCUGCAACUGGUUCCAGAAUAGAAAGGCGCGGUUAAAGCGAAAGCAGAUGGCUGCUUUAGCAAGUAACACUGAAUCUGAAGUUGAGGCAGACGAAGAAUCCCCAAAUGAAAACGAACCCAGUCACCGUGAAAGCCUUCCUCUCGGUAGCGAUAAUUCUCGAUAUAUUAGGCAACUAGAUGAUGGAGUCCAUCCACUGGCAUCUCAGCUAAAUCAAAUGCAAGGUGCACACCAUUCGAAUGACGGUUUGAAGUCCUCCAGCAGCUUGGAACACUUGACCUAUGAAAAUGUUCUAUCCAUGCCAAGAAUAGAACAUCACAUGAUGGGUAAGUUCGAUAUACCGAACUUUAGUCCUUACCGCUUCGAAGAAAACUACAGCAUCAUCAAUUGACAUUGCACUGAGCUGAUCCUCAAUAGUGACUAUAGUUACAUUUAGGGAAACAAAAAUGUUCUAUAAGUUGUUGCAAGGCAUGUAUCUACUUUCUGGAUUACUACCUUCCUCGAUAAUCUUUUAUGUAUGUUAAAUACUUUCGACUCGGUUCAAGAAGGUGCAGAUGUUUUUAUUAUCGAUAUAGAACUCUAAGCAGUUUGGUAAUUGUGAACCAUGUUAAAUGUCUUUUCAUGGUAUUUAUGUAUUAUAUGUAUUUUUAUUUC